Molecule: messenger RNA, 3063 nt
Organism: Cinclus cinclus
Lineage: Eukaryota; Metazoa; Chordata; Aves; Passeriformes; Cinclidae
Gene: SRRT
Product: serrate, RNA effector molecule
Exons: 20
Coding region: 139-2928 (929 amino acids)
Biological process (GO): primary miRNA processing; mRNA processing
Cellular component (GO): nuclear body
Molecular function (GO): nucleic acid binding
Source: RefSeq, a predicted model, not a curated record
CCGCCGUCCCCGUCCCCGACCCCCCUCCUCACUCCGGCGGCGCCAUUUUGGCGGCGCCGUCUGACGUCAGUUCCGGACGGCGCCGGCCGGAAGCGAGCGGGCAGCGGCGCGCGCGAGGCCGCGGGCCGCGCGGGCAGGAUGGGGGACAGCGAUGACGAGUAUGACCGGCGCCGCAGGGACAAAUUCCGGAGGGAACGGAGCGACUACGAACGAUCCAGGGAGCGGGAGGAGAGGAGGAGGGAGGACUGGAGUGACCGGGACUGGGAGCGGGGCCGGGAGCGGCGCUCCCGCGAUUACCGGGACUACGACCGGACCCGGCGGGAGCGAUUCUCCCCGCCCCGGCACGAGCUGAGCCCCCCUCAGAAACGGCUGCGCAGGGACUGGGAUGACCAUGGCACUGACCCUUACCACAGUGGCUACGAGCUGCCAUACAGCGGGGGAGGGGCGGGCCCCACCUAUGGCCCCCCCCAGACACCCUGGGGACCCCACGAGAUGCAGCACCAGCUCCUGCAGCACCAGCUGCUGCCCAUACAGGCCAGACUGGGCACCAUCGCAGAGGUGGACCUGGGCAUGGCCCCCCCGGUGAUGAAGAGCUUCAAGGAGUUCCUGCUGUCGCUGGACGACGCCGUGGAUGAGACGGAGGCGGUGAAGCGCUACAACGAUUACAAGCUGGACUUCCGGCGGCAGCAGCUGCAGGAAUUCUUCCUGGCCCACAAGGAUGAGGAGUGGUUCCGUUCCAAAUACCACCCGGACGAAGCCGGGAAGCGGCAGCAGGAGGCACAGGCUGCCCUCAGGAACCGUCUCGGGGUUUUCCUUUACCUAUGGGAGCACGGCUGGUUCGACAACCUGCUCCUGGAUAUCGACCGCGCCCCCCAAAUCAUCAAAACCCUCGAUGCAGCGGUGAUUAAGAUGGAGGGGGGUACGGAGCACGACCUGCGGAUCCUGGAGCAGGAGGAAGAGGAGGAGCGGACGGAAAAGGCCGAAGGCCCCAAAAAGGAGGAGCCGCGGCCGCCGGAACCCGCCGGGAAAGGCCCUGCAGAGCGCCCCGAUGGCGAUGACAGCACCAAGACCGAAGGGGCGGAGCCAGGGGCGGAGCCUGCGUCGGGGGCGGGGCCAGAGGAGAAGGGGCCGGACAAGGGGCCCAAGGCUGAGGAAGGUGACAAGGAGGGCGGGGCCAAGGUGGCCAAGGUGCGGCCGCGUCAGCGCAGCCGGGACAGCGAGGACGGGGACAGCGACAGUGGGGACAGCGAGGGGGGGACACGGAGAGCCAAGGAUGAAGAACCCAAAGAGGACAAAACCCACCCCGAGGACACCUCCGGAACCCCUCCCCCUACAACCACCCCUUCCCCACCCCAAAAACCCAAGGAGGGGAUCCCGGGGGGGGCAGCCCCCGACCCCAAACCUCGACCCCUGCACAAAACCUGCUCGCUGUUCAUGAGGAACAUCGCUCCAAACAUCGCCCAGGCCGAGAUCGUGGCGCUGUGCAAGCGCUACCCUGGCUUCAUGAGAGUGGCGCUGUCGGAGCCACAGCCCGAGAGGAGGUUCUUCAGGAGAGGUUGGGUGACCUUCGACCGCAGCGUGAACAUCAAGGAGAUUUGCUGGAGCCUGCAGAACAUCCGGCUCCGCGAGUGCGAGCUGAGCCCCGGCGUGAACCGGGACCUGACGCGCCGUGUCCGGAACGUGUCCGGGCUCACCCAGCACCGCCCCAUCGUGCGGCACGACAUCAAGCUGGCCGCCAGGCUGGUGCAGGCCCUGGACGGCCGGGCCCGGCUCUGGAGCCCCCCGGGCACGGCGGGGCCGGCCCCGGGCGCGGCGGGACACGACGCCCCCGGGGACGGCGGGGACGCCCCCGGGGACGCCCCUGAGCCCCCGCCCGCCACCGAGCCCGGGGCCCAGAACCCGGUGCUGCGCCACAUCACCGAUUACCUGAUCGAGGAGGUGAGCGCUGAGGAGGAGGAGCUGCUGGGACAGGGACAGGGACAGGGACAGGGACAGGGCACGGCCACUGGCGAGGACACGGCGCGAGAAACCAACCCGGCCGAGGUGACGGUGGAGCGUGACGAGAAACUGCUCAAGGUCCUGGACCGUCUCCUGCUGUACCUGCGCAUCGUUCACUCUGUGGAUUAUUACAACACCUCCGAGUACCCCAACGAGGAUGAGAUGCCCAACAGGUGUGGGAUCAUCCAUGUCAGGGGGCCCCUGCCCCCCAACCGCGUGUCCCACGGCGAAGUGUCCGAGUGGCAGCGGGGUUUCGAGGCGCGCCUGGCCCCGCUCCUGGCCGGGCCGGGCUCGGUCCCCGAGGAGGAGGCGCAGCGCCUCGGCCGCAAGGACCCCGAGCAGGAGCUGGAGAAAUUCGUCAGCGCCAACACCCAGGAGCUGGGCAAGGACAAGUGGCUGUGUCCCCUGAGUGGGAAAAAGUUCAAGGGCCCCGAGUUCGUGCGCAAACACAUCUUCAACAAGCACGGGGACAAGAUGGCCGCCGUCAGGAAGGAGGUUUUGUUCUUCAACAAUUUCCUGAUGGACCCAAAACGUCCGGCACUGCCCGAGGGGGGCAAGGGGGGCCCGGCCAGCGGCCCCAACGCUGUGAACCCUGUUUCCCUUCUGUCCCCAGGCCUGUCCCCGGGGGGGCUCCCAUACCCCCCCCAGUCCCCCCAGGGGUUGAUGCCCUACGGGACCCCCCGGCCCCCCAUGCUGGGAUAUGGAGGUACCGAAUUCAGGGGGGGUUGGGGAAAUUUGGGGAGGGGUACGCUCCCACCCGUACCCCCCGGACCCUACGGGGGUCGUGGCAGCUACGAAACCUUCCGGGGGCAGGGCGGGGCCGGGGGGGGGUACCUGAACAAACCCCGCAGCAGGUUGGUGCGGGGGGACCCCCGUGCCAUCGUCGAGUACCGGGACCUGGACGCACCCGAGGAUGUGGAUUUCUUCUGACCCCUCCCCCACCCUCCGGGACCCCAAUUUUGAUACUUCCCCACCCCCUACCCCUCCCCCAUUUGUACAACCCCUCCCAGGUUCCCUCCAAAAAUCCCAAAUAAAACAUUCGACACCGUGGCCGGGGCGCACGGG